AUGAAAUUUCAAACUAACGAAGUGAUGAGCUUUGUUGCAAAAGAUUAUCGAGAUAUUUGUUGGGAUAUUUUAAGUAAUGGGGAGAUUGGCGAAGAUGAACUAUAUAAUAUUGUUACUCAACAAGAAUGUCUAUUAGCUUUACUAGAAAUAGCGUUAUAUCCAGAAGAAUAUGGUGAAGAGUUAAAGUUAAGUACAACUGCUGUUAACUUAGUAUGCACUGCUGUCAUACUAGAUACAAUCAUUAGAACAUCAUAUCCUUUUAGUUCGGAUGAUGAAAGAUCUGAUUAUACUGGAAAUAGUAACUGUACUAAUGACAAAGAAACUAAUAUAUGCAACAGUUCUUUUAUGACAAGUACAUCUGAUAAAUUACACUCUGUACCACUUUCAGUAUUAUUGAUGUUUAUGGCAGAAUAUUCAAGCUCAGAGACAAUAUAUCGCUAUAAUUAUGGGGGUAUUACAAAUUACUGCAAAAUUUUAUAUUCACUAUUUCUAUAUGACAGAGAGUGGACUUGGAUAUUUGUAUUAUCAAUAAAUGAAAAUUUUAUUUUAUCUCAGUUAAUAUCUUUGAUCCACCACCCAUCAGUAUCUUAUUUAUUAAAACUGAUAAUGUGCUUGGGAUGCAACUGUAAAGAUGUUAUUUUGAAAGACAAACUUACACGAAAAAGUAUCUGUACAACUUUGUAUAAUGAAUAUUGCUUAAUUGAUCCAAAUACUGUAAUUGUUAAAUUGAUUGAGAACAUAGAAGAUACCAAGGUAUUAGAAAAUGAACUAGUAGAAACUGAAAAUUUGAAAAUAAGUAUGACAGCAAAUCUACUCGUUGAUAUAGUACAUCAAUUUAUUAAUAAGUCUGAAAUAAUUAAUUAUUUUCAUAUUGGGGAUAUUAAAUAUUUCGAUAAUCCUAUUAAUAUGAAUAAUGAUGUAACUAGGUGGCUAUUUAAUAAAGAAAAUAUAAAUGAUUGGCCAAUAUGUAAAGCAUACUUAUUAUGUAUUCUUUCAGCUGAAUCAAUUACAAAGAUCUCUGGUUGUCUAACAAUGGCUAUGCAAAAUCUAGACAUCAAAUCUAAUACCAAUUUGAAUUUAUAUUUUGUUUGUAAGAUAAAAUCUUGUUUAUUAUUAUUAAAUUCAAUAUUGAACUGUAAUCCUAUCGAUUAUAUAAAUUCUUCACCAAGUAACUCAGGUGAUAACUAUAAGUCAAUAUACAACUACUUUCUAAAAGAAAUAUGUUCAUAUAUACCUAGAAAGUACAGAUUAAAUAUACUUGGAAUGUCUUCACUCAAAUCACUAGCUAGAGCUAAGAUUGAUAAUAAAGUCCGGGUUCCAAAAGUAACUACAACAGUUAAAGACCCUCCAAUACGCUCUAUAGAAUAUAUAGUAGAGUCAAUCAUAGAGACUAAUAUAAAUGGUAAAAAUAAUAAAAUUAAUAAUAGGCCACAAUACUGGAAAAUCAUUUCAAAUGUAAUGAUACCACUUAUACAAGAAUAUAUGUGGAAAUAUCUGAGUUAUAUAUACACUUGCUCAUUGCAAAAUAAAACACAAGUAUUCUAUAUACCUAAUUAUUUAUCAUCAAUCAUUUCAAUUAUUUUAGAAUUACUAAGAUAUAUUGAAUUAACUCUAUCUUGCCCAGAUUUAACAUAUGUUGGAAGAAUUUUAUUCUCAAAAAAUCCAGAUACUGGAAUUUCCUUAUUAUGGGAUUCAUUUAAUCUCAUUUUAUUUAAUAUUCAUGAAAACUGCUGUGUAUUAAGAGAUUCAAUACUAAAGAUUAUUGAGUUAUGUAUUACAAGCGUUAAAAGAAAUAUAAUUGAGAGUAAACUAGAUUUGAAUAAUACUCAAAUUAUUUUUCUCUAUGACUUUCUAACAAAUUCUGACUUUAUUAGUCGCAUUGAAAUUCUACUUGAGAAACAGCAAUACCAAAAACAGAAAUGGAUUGAUGAUAGAAUUGAAAAAUGGGACUAUCCUAAAACUAUCUCUUUAAUGCCAACCUUACCACCAACAUCCUCAAUCUUACCUCCAUUUAUACCAGAUUGUGUAAUUAGGAUUUAUCAAGAACUAUUUUUAUUGCAAUCAAAUAUUCCAUGGAUUGCAAAUUUAUUAGAUCCAGUUAAUGCCCAAAUGAAGUUAAAUGUGGACAAGGUUUUUACAAAGAAAGAAGUAUGUAUAUAUGAGGAGUUAACUACUGACAAGAAUGAAUGUAUUAAAAAUGAUGAAAACUUAGUGUUCAAUAUUAAUAAAUCCAAUAUUAUUGGUCUAGAUAGUAUAUAA
This is a messenger RNA of Cryptosporidium muris RN66, 2259 nucleotides long. RefSeq lists its product as uncharacterized. The record is from RefSeq and is a predicted model, not a curated record. The transcript has a single exon. NCBI's taxonomy places the organism in Eukaryota, Apicomplexa, Conoidasida, Eucoccidiorida, Cryptosporidiidae. The coding region runs from base 1 to 2259 and encodes 752 amino acids.